Molecule: messenger RNA, 588 nt
Organism: Diorhabda sublineata
Lineage: Eukaryota; Metazoa; Arthropoda; Insecta; Coleoptera; Chrysomelidae
Product: 40S ribosomal protein S2-like
Exons: 1
Coding region: 1-363 (120 amino acids)
Biological process (GO): translation
Cellular component (GO): ribosome; cytosolic small ribosomal subunit
Molecular function (GO): structural constituent of ribosome; RNA binding
Source: RefSeq, a predicted model, not a curated record
AUGGCGGAUGCAGCUCCAGCCGGUGGACGUGGUGAAUUCCGUGGUGGCUUCGGUGGUACUAGGCGCGGUGGUAGCCGAGGAGGUACAAGAGGUCGCGGUAGAGACCGUGGACGCGGACGUGGCCAUGGAAAGGAAGACCAGAAAGAAUGGGUACCAGUCACUAAGUUAGGACGUUUAAUGAUAGAUGGAAAAAUUCGAUCACUCGAAGAAAUCUACUUGUUUUCAUUACCCAUUAAGGAAUUUGAAAUCAUUGAUCAUUUCAUUGGACCCGACAAAAAUGAUGAGGUAUUGAAAAUAAUGCCAGUACAGAAACAAACUCGUGCCGGACAACGUACUCGAUUCAAGGCUUUUGUUGCUAUUUGAGACAGAAAAGGUCAUAUCGGUUUGGGUGUGAAGUGCAGUAAAGAAGUUGCUACAGCUAUCAUAGGAGCUAUUAUUUUGUCUAUAUUAUCUGUAGUACCUGUCCGUAGAGGUUACUGGCGUAACAAGAUUGGUCAACCUCACACAGUACCUUGAAAGGUAACUGGUAAGUGUGAAUCUGUUCCUGUGAGGUUAAUUCCAGCUCCUCGUGGUACUGGAAUCGUAUCU